UUAUAUUCUAAACACAUUUUUUUCCCUGUGUGAUAUUAGCAUUGUCCACCUCAGGAGCUCUUUGGAGAACUGGAAUUCAGAAUCUCUCAGAUACUAGACGUCCAUCCCCUCCCCGCUUCAACUAGGCAGCCUCUUCAGACUAUCUGCCCAGAAUGGCAGGAAAGUCGGCAGCCUUGGUCUACCAUGCUCCAAAAGAGCAGGAAGGACUCAUAAUUGUGAAGGUCGAAGAAGAAAAUUAUGUUUGGGGGCAGGACUUUGGCCUUCAGGGCAAUGCCUAUAGUCAGGAGGCCUUCCGCCAGCGGUUCAGACAGUUCGGUUACUCUGACUCCGCGGGGCCCCGGGAGGCUCUGAGCCGGCUCCGUGAGCUGUGCUGUCAGUGGCUGAGGCCAGAGGUGCAUAGCAAGGAGCAGAUCCUGGAGCUGCUGGUGCUGGAGCAGUUCCUGAGCAUCCUGCCGGAGGAGCUGCAGACCUGGCUUCGAGAGAACCAACCAGGGAGUGGAGAGGAAGCCGUGGUGAUGCUGGAGGAGCUGGAGAAAGAGCUUGACGAACCAAGGCAACAGGACACAGCUCAUGGCCAAGGAAUGAUCUGGAAGGAAAUGACUUCUGUGGGAGCACUGAAGUCGCUGAGUAUCCAGCUCGAGCCCUUGGAGAACCAGGGCAAGAAUGAGAUUCAGGAGCCCCAGGGUUACUGUGAGAGAGAUGGCAAGCUGGUGGCUGACAAAUUGUUGACAGCAAAGGAAGAAAUUAUUGAAUGUGUGGCAUCAGCAGCCAUGAUAUCCUCAAGACGACUCCCUGGGGAAACUCCUUCAGGACAGGUAGUUGAAGAAGCUUUGGGAGGUCUGGACAAUUUUGAGAAGCCAAAAGGAAGUGCUUCAGGGGACAAAAUGAGUCAGCUCCCUUCCCAGGAAAGACAUUUUAGCCUGACAAGCUUCAACAAGGAAAUCUCCACAGAAGAGAGUGUCCUGGAAUGUAAUGAAGGUGAAGGAAGUCUCAGUCUGAACUCAAAUGUUAUAACACAACCGAGAAUUCACGCUGGGGGAAAGCUCUAUGAGUGCUUCGACUGUGGGAAAGCCUUUUGCCAGAGCUCAAAGCUGAUUAGACAUCAGAGAACUCAUACUGGAGAGAGACCUUAUGCAUGUAAAGAAUGUGGCAAAGCCUUUAGUCUGAGCUCAGACCUUGUUAGACAUCAGAGAAUUCAUAGUGGUGAAAAACCCUACGAAUGUUGUGAGUGUAGAAAAGCUUUCAGGGGCAGCUCAGAGCUCAUCCGGCAUCGGAGAAUUCACACUGGAGAGAAACCUUAUGAAUGUGGUGAAUGUGGGAGAGCUUUCAGCCGGAGCUCAGCCCUUAUUCAGCAUAAGAAAAUUCACACUGGAGACAAAGGCUAUGAAUGUAUUGAAUGUGGUAAGGCUUUUGGUAGAAGCUCUAUCCUUACUGAACAUCAAAGAAUUCACACUGGAGAGAAACCUUAUGAAUGUAAUGAAUGUGGAAAAUCCUUCAAUCAGAGCUCAGCCCUCACCCAGCACCAGAGAAUCCACACUGGAGAAAAGCCUUAUGAAUGUAGUGAAUGUAAGAAAACAUUUAGGCAUAGAUCAGGCCUUAUGCAGCAUCAGAGAACUCACACCAGAGUUUAACUCUUUGGGUAAGAGUUGUACAACUAUGAAAUACUAGGAAUUCACUUUGGGGGUGAAUAAUGGGAUAUGUAUAUAUGAUAUGUUUGUGAUAUAAUGGG
Molecule: messenger RNA, 1729 nt
Organism: Aethalodelphis obliquidens (Pacific white-sided dolphin)
Lineage: Eukaryota; Metazoa; Chordata; Mammalia; Artiodactyla; Delphinidae
Gene: ZSCAN30
Product: zinc finger and SCAN domain containing 30
Exons: 3
Coding region: 153-1631 (492 amino acids)
Biological process (GO): regulation of transcription by RNA polymerase II
Molecular function (GO): DNA-binding transcription factor activity, RNA polymerase II-specific; RNA polymerase II cis-regulatory region sequence-specific DNA binding
Source: RefSeq, a predicted model, not a curated record